Molecule: messenger RNA, 1053 nt
Organism: Hibiscus syriacus
Lineage: Eukaryota; Viridiplantae; Streptophyta; Magnoliopsida; Malvales; Malvaceae
Product: bZIP transcription factor 60-like
Exons: 3
Coding region: 316-957 (213 amino acids)
Biological process (GO): regulation of DNA-templated transcription
Molecular function (GO): DNA-binding transcription factor activity
Source: RefSeq, a predicted model, not a curated record
AACAGAGUUCAAUGGUAUUUUUUUUCUGUUGAUCGGUUCAAUUUAAUUUCUCACUAAAUUUUUUCCCCGAUCUUAAACAUAACCCCUCUUCUUCUUCUCUUGUAAAUCCUAAUAAUUUCAUCUUCCCUUUGGGUUUUCAUGGAGGAAAUCAAUUGGGGUACCCUCUUCCUGGAGGCUGACUUUCCCGAUUUCGGAGAUAUCUUACAGAAUGAACCGGAACCGGUAACUGAAACGCCUCCGUAACCCUUUUCGACCGAGAAUCGCGAUCAAGAACCUGCGGUUUCUUCAUGGAUCGGGUAGAUCGAGAAGGCUUUGAUGGAGGAUGAUCAUUCUGGCGAUAGGACUGAGACUCAGCCUGCCUCCGAUGAUGAUUUCUUCGCUGAUUUACUGGUCGAUUCACCUCCUAGUGGCGGUGUGGCCUUCGACGAUGCUGAUUUCAGAAAACAAAACCAGACCCACACCGAGGUCGAUAAAGAUGAUCCCUUUAUUAAGAAACAGAGAAGGCAGUUGAGAAACAGAGAUGCAGCGGUGAGAUCAAGGGAGAGGAAGAAGAUUUAUGUCAAGGAUCUUGAGAUGAAGAGUAGGUAUUUAGAAGGGGAAUGUAGGAGACUGAGCCAUAUGCUUCAGUUCUUCAUUGCUGAGAAUCAAGCUCUUCGUCUUACUUUGCAUAAGGGUGGCACAUUUGAUGCAUCCUCAGCCAAGCAGGAGUCUGCUGUGCUCUUGUUGGAAUCCCUGCUGUUGGGUUCCCUGCUUUGGUUCCUGGACAUCAUGUGCCUCUUCACGCUGCCAGCACUGCCCAAGUCAGUUCCACUGGCAAACGAGGAAGCACAAAGUCCCGAAAGAGUGGCUCCAAGAGGGGUAGAGAGUAACCCGGUCGGACCAACUUUUGUAACGACUAGGAGAUGCAAGGCAUCAAGGGAAAAGAUGAAAGAUUUAUUGUUUUUAUGGGAAUUUUAGUUCCAUUUUACGUUUUUAAUGUGAUGGGUGUGUGGGUCUUAUUGUGUUAUUACGGCAUUUGUGGUUGAUAAUAAGCACUCUUCCAUCUUUGUUUUU